Misgurnus anguillicaudatus (oriental weatherfish) is the source of this 945-nucleotide messenger RNA. RefSeq names its product thioredoxin domain containing 17 (gene txndc17). Lineage: Eukaryota; Metazoa; Chordata; Actinopteri; Cypriniformes; Cobitidae. Gene Ontology annotation, molecular function: protein-disulfide reductase [NAD(P)H] activity. The record is from RefSeq and is a predicted model, not a curated record. Gene Ontology annotation, cellular component: cytosol.
CACACUUCACACUUCGGUUUUGCUCUGCUGUCAUUUGCACAUUUUACACAUUUCACUCACAGAACAGCAACAAUUUCCUGUAGUGUGCAUAAAUUUAUCUCUGAUUUCCAGUAAAUGCCAAAUAAAUAAUGGCGAAAUACGAGGAGGUUGCUGUCCAUGGUUACGAGGAGUUUUCUAAAGCUGUGUCUGAACGGAAGGGUAAAGACAUAUUCGUUUACUUUUCAGGAGAUAAAGAUGAGCAGGGCAAGAGCUGGUGUCCAGACUGUGUAAAAGCAGAGCCUGUGGUCAGAGGAGAGAUGUCUCAUCUCCCAGAGGGAUCUGUCUUUAUUUACUGCCAAGUGGGAGAAAGACCCUACUGGAAGGAUCCUAACAAUGACUUUAAGAAGAAUCUAAAGCUGAUUGGUGUACCCACACUACUGCGCUACGGCACGCCCCAGAAGCUGGUUGAAGAAGAGUGUUUUAAAGCGGACCUGGUUCGAAUGAUGUUUACAGAGGAUUAAUCUCCUGACAUUGUGCUGUACACAUGCAAUACUAGCCAACACAUUUCAUGGGGCCUAACUUUCCUUUCCAAUGAUCAAUGUGAUUUUUGGACUGUUCAAUUGCAAUCUAUGAUCUUGAAUGUUAAGCAAAACAAAUUGAAGUCUGUUUUAUGUUAACUGUACAUGUUUAAAGCAUUUACAUUUGCACAUCAUACUGCGUGAAUAGAAGAAAGCUUUAAACAUACUUUGAAGACAUACUUUGAAAAAUAAAGGAAAUUUUGACACUAAGACUAAUAAACCAUGGAAUGUAAAAUCUCAGCACACACAUGCAUACAAAACUGCUUUAAUCCUAAUCUGGGAGGCAUUUAUGACCGAAGAUUGUUCUUUAACGGUUUUCAUUUUCUUUUGCCAUUUUGCUUAUUUUUGUGUAAUCAGAACAAAAUAAUAAAGUGCAUUUUAAAAAGUG